Molecule: messenger RNA, 1476 nt
Organism: Meloidogyne enterolobii
Lineage: Eukaryota; Metazoa; Nematoda; Chromadorea; Rhabditida; Meloidogynidae
Source: the annotation of a GenBank genome assembly
CUUCAAAUACCGAAUCACCAAAAGCCCUCGAAAUACCAAACUUCCCAGUGAUCAUCUUUUUAGAAACGUGUUUAAAAUGAGAAAAAAAGUCGGGCCGGGGUUUUCAAAAUUUUCUUCUGAUCGGGUCUUUGGUGAAAGAAAGGUCCUGAUUGACAUUCUGAUAAGCGAGGCGAUUAUAUUUUCGUUCAGAUUUUUUUAAUUGCAACAAUGCCGAGGUGUGGGAUUCAUUUACAAAUCCCAAUAUUCUCAUGCGAUAUAUCAUCUUUGGAACGUCUUUUGAAUGAAAAAUCUUUUCGAGAGCAACUUGUACUUUUUAGUGUAGAUUCUCAACAGACAGAAGCUCUAUCAAGUGAACAACAUGGACGAACAGUUGGGAAAAAUUCGUCGAAUACAGUUCCACUUUUAGAUGAACAUCGAAAAGAUUUUAUUCUAAUUUUGUUAAGAAUUCUUUAUGGUUCCUUACACACACAUGUUCCUCAAAGAGGAAAGGCUAGACGUAUUGCUAUUUUUCGUUUUUUGGCAAAUUGUUUAUCUGAUGAAUUGCAACUUUUUCUUCAACUUAUAUUUGGCCCUAUUUGUUCAUUUUUUGAAGAAAAUGACGAUACAAAGACCGAUAUUUCUAUUUCGAAAACUUUGAAAUCGCUUAAUAAUAAAAAGUCACAAGUUUCAUCAGUUUCUCUAAAUAAACUCAAAAGCAUUCUUGGCUCCUUAACAGACAUUUUCAUUUUUCUUGGUCCUUCUCUAAAUGAUUUUCAAACAAAUUUUCUUUUUAAUAUUUUGCUUUUAUCUGGAAAAAUAAUUUUGCUGCGUGACCAAAUGUUUUGUGAAAAUAAUUUAAUAGAGGAAGAAACUACGCCAUUAAUUAGACAAUUAAAAAACUUGAGACUUCUUUUUAUGGAAACGAUUACUAAGUUUCUUCAAACCUUUGAGACUCGUAUUAUUUUUGUUACUUCAAUUGAAACGUUUUUCAACGAAAUUUUGACUUCUUUAAUCGAAAAUAAAGGAAAGGUUGUUGCUUCUCAACAAAAGUGUUUGAUUUUAUUGCCAUCUUCAUUAAUUAAACUGUUUUGUUUUUGGAUAAAAAUAAGAAGAUAUCAACCAUUACUUAAUGUCCCCUUAUUGAUCCGAACUACUACAAAUUUGGAAAGUGAUGCUAUUGAAAAAACAAUAACUACUACACCUUUUUCAUUGCUUUGUGAUCAACUUUUAAUAUUCAAUAAAGAAGAUGUUAACAGAAUAAAAAAUGCACAUGUUGAAAUUGUGCAAGCUUGUAGUUUAUUGCUUAACUCUUUGGAUGAUCAAAUUUUUGUUCCAGAUGAAAACGAUUUUUCUUUAUUACUUCCUCAAGCACAAAUACAACAUGAGAAAAUCGAAACAAUUAAUGAAAACAGUAAAGGUAAGAAACUUUUAAAAAUUUUUGUUCUUGGAUCUCACUAUAAAAUACACCCAUGGAACAAAAAAGCCGUUCUUUUAUGA